CCACGCCCCUUUGCAAAUACUGCAACAAGUGCACUGAAGAUGCUAACCAGCUUGGUCUUCAAAGAAAUACAUGUUUUAAUUGGAAACCUGCGGUAUUAUGCGCUUUUUUCCCCCGGCACCAUUGGAAGAUACUACAUGAUUGAGAGCUUACUCAAUGUUGCUGCUUGACUCCCAACAGGUUUAGCCGGUUAUCGAAUGUGAAAUUAAAAACCGCAAAGCUUGCGCAAUUUAGUAGAAGUUUAUUAGUGAGCUAGCUCAAGUUGCUAGCCAAGUAUGUUGAAGGGGUUAGCCAGACAUUUGUCAGAAAUGCUGCAGGGUAAGUAGUUAUUAGAAGCGCUUCUGUUUUGUACUUUGCCAGACAUGUUUUUGUGAGAGGAUCACGAUUCGUUUGACCUCAGAGAAACCAGACGACUUCACCAUGACUACACAGCAGAAACCUCAGCUGUGCUGAUGUAAGAACAACAGGUCAGGAGGACAACAUCAGCGACUAUGAGCAAGACGGAACAAAACGACAGUAUAUCCUCCACAAGCACAGACUCUCCCCUUCGCCGCCGCAACACUAACUCUGACCCACUGGCCCGGAGCCGACCCCUCAGUGAUAUAUACCCAUUUCAGAGUCAAUGUGAGAGAAACGUGGUCCCAUAUCUGCUGUCUGGAUGUGGCACCCAGGUACAACCAGUGACUCUAGGUUCUGAGAGCAGACUGAAUGGCAUCAAUGCCUCUGCCUGGUCCAACCCUAUUAUAGGUCAACCUGAAGGAAACCCUUACUCAUCAAGAAUAAUGAAGCUUUUUUCUAACUCAAGAAAAGGUCCCGUCCCUGCUCACAGUGCUGUUGGCAACAGCAGCCACCAGUCCUUGUUGGGACUUUCAGGACUGGGUGUUGUGGGUUCCUUCAAAAAGCUCCGCUCCUCUGUACUACACAGCAUUCAGAAUAGAGGGCCGGCAAACCUCAAUGGAGAGCAUGUCCUUUCUCCAAAUCAGGAAAUGACUAAUGGCACAGUUAUGGUCAACACUGACUCUGGACCAGAUGAUACAACAGAUCAUAGUGUGACUAACAGAAGUUUUACUGGUCAGAAGUUGUCUCUGAUGAGUCAGUUUGGCUCAGAUGUUGAGGACUAUGAUGCUGAGGAAAAUGAUGGAGAGGGUCUCACCCGCAGCUCACGAUUCUCCAGGAGUAUCAGGAGAGCAUAUGGAGCAGGACGCAUUUCUUUACUUGACAUGGGCAAUGGGAUAAACACUGAAAUCAACACAUAUGAAUCCAGAGACAGUCAGAAACCAGGUCAGACAUCCAAAAUCAAUGUCCAAACAGAGAGCAUAAAUGACAACACAAAUGCGAGGGGGAUGAGCAGACUGAGCAAAAGUUCAGAAAAUCUUUCUAUAUUUAAGAUACCUUUCAGGCACAAAUCCCCAUCCCUAAGUUCUCCUUUACCUCUGGAAGACUUCCAAAGGACUUCCACAACAAAUGGGGCACUAAAUGUCCAGAGAACCACCACUGCCUCCUCAGUGGACAUCCAGGGCCAUGCUGUUAACAGCAGGAAGAGCCCUUUGAAGACCAAGCCGCCAAUGCUGAAGCUUGUUGGCAACAUGACUGACCUAACUGUGCGACGUAGACCAAAUUCAGCUCACAGCCCUACCUCUGCAUCUCCCUUGUCACCCCAGAGCCGUCUCCAUGAUGACUACUCCCGCCGUGUGCCUUGCCUAAAAGCCAGUGAACGACGGCGCCGACCAUCACCUGUCAAAGCCCGGAUCACGCCUGUGGAACAUACUCCUCUGAUUCAUAACCAACCUGAAUGCAACAUCAGCCCACAGCAGCUUCAGGCCUUUAUCACACCAAGUUCUCUGGAUCCCCCAUAUAAAACAGAGCAGACUUCACCUGGUGGGUCUGCUCUGUAUGAACCAGAGGCCACAGAAAGCUGUUAUAAAUGGAUGGCGGAGCCUGGUACAUCUCCACUCAGCCAGCAAGAGCCUUUACAACAGCAGGACCAGACUGAGGUCAACUUGCUAACGACUGAGGUGAUAUCGGAGCAAGAAAGGAGAGAAGUGCUUCUCGAAACAGAGGAAGUCUUUCUAACAGCCAGCAACAGCACACGUCCUGUCUCCCCAGUAUGUCUCCUGGAAUCAUCUGUUUCGCCAACAUCACCGACAGAUGCAGCCAGAGCCUUCACAGAAACAUCCUCUGCCAAACGCAGGCGAAGGAACGGGCACUCUAGACCUCGGCCUAUCUCUGACUACGGGCAGCUCAUUUCAGGGAAGCACUUCAUUCCUGAGGAAGUAGCAGAACUGCCUAGUGAGGAAAGUACAGAAAGUGUGGCGUUACAUACAGACUGCAGUGAUAUUAAUGCAUGUGGGCAUGGAGGGAGCCCUGAGAACUGCGGCAUGAAUGGAGACAUUCAGGGGAGAAGGCAGCGGCCCAUCUCAGUGAUAGGAGUUGUGGAUGUGCUCUCUGCUGAUGCUGAGGAAAAAGACCAGUGCUUUCCUUCUCAUCUGUCACGGCCACCCAUCCCCUCCCACCAGGUUCCCCCUUACAGAGCAGUAUCUGCCAGGUUUCGCCCCUCUGCCUUAUCCCAGAGCACCCCCAUCGGACUGGACCGUGUUGGGCGGCGAAAGCUCCACAGAAUGCUCAGCAAUGGUGUGUCUGAGUGCUCGACCGCACUUGAUGACAGCGUGAGCGAGGAGGAGGAGAGCAGCUUCGAAGAGCUCACUGAUGUCACACCCUACCUCCAGCCAGGGGUGGAGAUGUCUGUGCUCAACGAGUGGAUAAGCUCAGGCCACACGGUAUAUGCUGAGGCUCUCUGGGACCACGUGACCAUGGAGGAGCAGGAGCUGGCCUUCAAGGCUGGAGAUGUUAUCCGUGUCCUGGAGGCUUCACAUAAGGACUGGUGGUGGGGCAGGGGGGCAGACAGGGAGGCCUGGUUCCCCUCCAGCUUUGUGAGGGUGCGAGUGAACCAAGAGGACUCCGGUGCGGAGAGUGUAGCCGACCAGGAAGAGCCAGCUCCCAGGGACACACAUGGCGCUCAGCACAGGGAGCAGAUGAGAACUAACGUGGUUCAGGAAAUCAUGAAUACUGAACGCAUCUACAUUAAGCACCUAAAAGACAUCUGUGAGGGUUACUUCCGCCAGUGCCGUAAACAUCCUGACAUGUUCACUGAGCUGCAGCUGAAGACCAUCUUCAGCAACAUUGAAGACAUCUACAGGUUUCAGAGGCAGUUUCUCAAAGACCUGGAGAAGCAGUACAACAAAGACCAACCACACCUCAGUGAAAUAGGCUCUUGCUUUCUCUUGCAGGGGGAGGGCUUCUCUGUCUACUCAGAGUACUGUAACACUCAUCCGGCAGCCUGUGCCGAGCUACAGCGCCUCAUGAAGGUGAGCAGAUAUAAACAUUUCUUUGAGGCCUGCCGACUCCUCCAGCAGAUGAUCGACAUCUCCAUCGCUGGUUUCCUACUCACACCUGUCCAGAAGAUCUGUAAAUACCCCCUGCAGCUGGGAGAAUUGCUCAAGUACACCCCUAAGAACCACAGUGACUACAGCGCAGUGAGCAAAGCACACGAGGCUAUGAAGAAUGUGGCCAGUCUGAUAAAUGAGAGGAAAAGGAGACUGGAGAGUGUUGACACUAUUGCUCACUGGCAGGUUGCAAUUCUGCACUGGGAGGGACCCGAUGUGCUGGAGCGCAGCUCGGAGCUGAUCCACUCCGGUGAACUGACUCGAAUCGUCCGACAAAGCAAAAUUCAGCAGCGCAGCUUCUUCUUGUUUGACCACCAGCUGGUCUUCUGCAAAAAAGAUGUCCUGCGCAGAGACCUACUCCAUUAUCGUGGACAACUGGACAUGGACCAGACGGAGGUGGUGGACGUGCCCGAUGGUCGGGACCCAGACCUGGGUCUGACCCUGAGGAAUGCUCUGCGUCUGCGCCACGCAUCCACUCUGGAGUUUGUGUGUGUGCUGUGCUGCAGGAAGGCCCAGGACAAGCAGAGGUGGUUAGAGGCCUUUGCAAAGGAGAGGCACAGAGUCAAGGAAGACCAAGAGAUAGGAAUGGAGAUCAGUGAAGAGCAAAGAAAACAGGCCAUUGCUAACGCUAGAAGAAGCAAACAGGGGAAGAGCAAAACCAUUGGUUACUCCGGUUCUGUCCCACCCCACCCCCAAAACCUUCACCCACUUCACCAGCGUCACAUCACCAUUCCGACCAGUGUGCCUCAGCAGCAGGUCUUUUCGCUGGCCGAGCCUCCAAAACGAAAGCACCUGUUGUACAGCAUCACCCGCAGUGCCUUUUUCAAGAAAUGAGGCUUUGCUCCAUCACCUCUAUUUUCCUCUGUGCAUCAUCAGAGCACAUCCAGUCUGUCCUGAAGACUCAAAGAACACUUUAUUUUUUCCUGUAUUUUCCAGUCUGUGAAUAUAUUAUCAAGUUUUGUUUUUGUGCAUCAUGUCUUUAUGUGUUUAUUUUUAUUGCAUGUCAAAGUUUGGUGCCAAUAUUUCAGAAGGGGAAUGACAAAAAUGUUAAAAUUUUGACUUUGCCCAUUUUGUUUGUGUCUUGAAGAUGCUGCUCAUGAAACUCGACCCCUUUGUCUUAAUAAUUCCAACAGAAAGAUUUUUUUAAAUUUUAAUAAUGACUGUUUAUUCAGCUUUUAAGUUUGUUAAAAGUAAACAUAAAUUACUUGCCUCAUUCAGCUACCAUGUUAACAUUGUAAAUAA
Molecule: messenger RNA, 4683 nt
Organism: Monopterus albus (swamp eel)
Lineage: Eukaryota; Metazoa; Chordata; Actinopteri; Synbranchiformes; Synbranchidae
Gene: spata13
Product: spermatogenesis associated 13
Exons: 13
Coding region: 490-4275 (1261 amino acids)
Molecular function (GO): guanyl-nucleotide exchange factor activity; protein binding
Source: RefSeq, a predicted model, not a curated record